AUGGUUCGGCGCUGGGUCCGGAGUGCAGGCACCACCGGCCCCACCGGCGGCGAGGGCGCAAAGCCCAAGCCGGCCGCCGAGCGCGUGAACGUGGUGUGGCACAAGUGGUCCGACCUGCGACUGUUGGAUCAUGAGCCCUUGUGGCACGCCCACCAACGUCCGGAGCCGGUCCUCCACCUUCACCUGGUCGAGCUCCAACUCCUGGCCGGCCACGCGCGCGUGAGCGGCGUGCAGCGCUGCUCGCCGCGGCGGAAAGAGUUCUGGCGCCAGUGCGUGGAGGACCUUUCGGAACGGCUCCAAGAGCGUGGACAACACUUGGUGGUGCGAGCGGUGGAGGACCCCGCCGAGUUCUUCGCAUCGCUCUGCGAACAGCUUCCCAUCCUGCGCGUCUAUGCGCACCAAGAGUUCUGCGACGAGGAGCUGCAGAUCGAGGCAUCGGUGCGGCGGGUCCUGGCGCAGCACGGCGCGGAGCUCUGCACCUACUGGGGCGCCCUCACUGUGCACCACAUCGACGACCUGGGCUUUGAUGCACGAGACAGGAACCAGAUGCCCUGGUACAAGGGCGAGUUCCAACGCGCCGCCAAGCGGCGGCCCAUUCGCGAGGCGGCGAAACGGCGGCGUUAG
Molecule: messenger RNA, 624 nt
Organism: Durusdinium trenchii
Lineage: Eukaryota; Dinophyceae; Suessiales; Symbiodiniaceae
Source: the annotation of a GenBank genome assembly